UCCUUCUGACUCAGAGAGAGAGUCUGCUCUGUCUCUCUCUGUCUCUCUCUGUCUCUCUCUGUGAGUCUGAGAGCACCGACCCGCUACCAGCACCGGCUCCAUGUGGAGGACAAACCUGCCGAGCAGAGGAACCCAACAGAACCCAGCAGAACCCAGCAGAACCAGCAGAACCAGCAGGACCAGCAGGACUUGUUACUGGACGGAUUAAAGCUGUGAUUUGUCUCCUCUGAGGUGCGUUUAGGAGCGUUCCGUUAAAACUGGUGAAAGUUGGAUUCCUGAGAGACUCUCAGUCUGAACCACGUUACCAGGUCUGGACCAGGUCUGGACCAGGUGGAAUCUGUGAUCUGUAACGUUUGGUUUAUAGUAAUAGUAGUAAUAGUAGUAAUAGUAGUAAUAGUACCGGUACCGGCUGCAGAGGGACUGGAUCCUGAAUGAAACCAGAGAUUAACGUGAACCGAGGAGAGAAGAAGUGAAGUUUCACCAGAGACGAGGUUGGGACAGAUCCUCAUGGGAGCCGUGGAACGAUUGGAAAUGGCAGGAAAAGAGCACUAAACUUCCUCAGGUUGUGUCCAGAAGGAUGUGUUGUUAACCCCGAGCUGCUGGGAGGUCGAGAGGUGACAUGCCUCUGUGAAACACCGCUGGAAACAAAUGCUCUGCCGCCAUGCCUCCGGGGAUGGUGCGUCGUCUUUCAGCGUUAGCGGUCCAAACGCUGCUGUGUCUCCUGCUGCUGGCCGUCGGCCGGCCCUUCACCUCAUCGCCUAGUGGUGUUGUCCAGGGAUCGGACUCCUCCCCCUCCGGUCUUUACCCCACCUUUAUCCGGAAUGACACUCUGUUCGAGCACCUGGCCCUGCACCCCGACCCCGACAAGGGUUGGGUCUACGUCGGGGCCCGAGAUCACCUGUUCCAGUUGGAUCCAUUCCUCCGACUUGCACUUCAGAAUGACACCGGACCCGUCACAGACAGUCGGGAGUGUUUGCCUCCUGUAACUGUGAGUAACUGCCCUCAGGCCAGGCCCACCAGCAACCACAACAAGCUCCUGCUGGUCGACCCGUACUCCAUGGAGCUCAUCACCUGCGGGAGCGUCAACCAAGGAAUCUGCCAGAAGCGUGGUCUGGAGUCUGUGAACGACGUCCGUUUCUCUACAGAGAGGCCGGUGGAUACUCAGUACGUAGCAGCUAACCACCCCAACGUCAGCACCGUGGGACUCGUGGUUCGCUCUCAUCCUGACAGGCCGCCCGUCCUGUUUGUUGGGCGCGGUUACACCAGCAGCCACCCUCCUAUUUCAACACGAAACCUCGUCCUCGCCCAGGUUCCCAUUUUUUCCUACGAGGAGACCGCCAAGUUGGCCGUGGCCGGCCGUCUCUCGGAAUAUGACCAUCAUUUUGUGUCAUCGUUCGCACACCGUCAGCACGUGUACUUCCUCUUCUACAGGCGGGACCUGAAGUCACAGUCCCGCGAGUACCGCACCUACGUCUCUCGUGUCUGUUUGGACGACCAGGCCUACUACUCCUACGUGGAGGUGCCCUUGACGUGCCGUUCCAGAGCGGGGAAAAUUUACAACCUCUUGCAAGCCGUCCGGCUCGGGCUCACCGAGGACGGCGUGUCAAGUCAGGGCUCAGAGGUUCUUCUCGGUGUCUUCUCCACUCGUUUGGCUUCAACUACUCGGCCCAGCGAGGACUCGGCGCUCUGCAUGUUUAACCUCAACGAUGUGGACCUCAGGAUCAACUCCACCAGAGACCUGUGCUACACACAGAUGGGUAAAAAAGAGGGACUGGAGGCGGCCUACAUCGAGUAUGAAGUCAAAUCCAACUGUGCCAACCUGCCGGAGAACACUCUGGAUGCGUACCCCUGCGGCUCUGACCACACCCCCAGCCCGAUGGCCAGCAGGAUGCCCGUGGAAGCGGAGACCAUAUUGGACAGCCCGUCCGCCCGUCUCACCGCCGUGGCCGUCAGCGUGAGGGCGGGACAUACCAUCGCCUUCCUGGGAGACUCCAAGGGGAACCUGCACAAGGUGUUCCUGGGGCCGGGCGGCGAAGUGGAGGAGUACUCCGUCAUCUCCAUUCAGCAGAACUCAGCCAUCAGUUCAGAUCUCAUCCUGGACCAGAAAGAGGAGCAUCUCUUCAUCAUGACUCACAACAUGCUGCAGAAGAGGCCUGUGGCUGAAUGCCAGCAGCACCCGGACUGCCACUCCUGCCUGCUGGCCCACGACCCGUACUGUGGCUGGUGUGUCCUGGAGGGAAGGUGUGUGUUGCAGUCGGAGUGUGUUCGUGGGAAGCAGCCGGGUCAGUGGCUGUGGAGCUUUGACAUGGAGCAGCAGUGUCUGGCCGUCCAGGACCUCAACCCCUCCAACGUCAGCAGGGAGCAGAGCAGGACGGUGUCUCUGUCGGUCCCCGGGCUUCCAGUGUUGGAGAAGGACGAGUCCUACUCCUGCUUCUUCCAGGACAGCCACAGUCCCGCCGUCGUCACCGACACCGGGGUCACCUGCCAUUCUCCCGACGCCGGCCGCGUCCCCAGGGUGCCUCCGGGGCAGGACUCUGUCACAAUCACCCUGUCUCUUCGUUUUGUCGACGUCACCGUGACAGCGAGGGAUUUCACCUUCUACGACUGUACGGCCGUGAAGCAGCUGUCUGGCAGCAUGCCUUGCCGUGGUUGUGUUCUGAGCCGAUGGGGAUGUAACUGGUGUGUCCACCAGCACUUGUGUACCCACAAGCCCACCUGUGAGGAGGGCGUGAUCAUCUACAACCAACAUUUUAAACUCCCCACCUCAGCUCCUCCCACAACCAAGCCUAUUAAAGUCAUCACGACAGCCACGACCACAACGGCUGCCCUGACAACCAGCGCCAUGACAACCAGCGCCAUGACAACCACAAUCACAACAACAACAUCAUCAACAACUAUCGCUACAACAACAACAACAACAACAACAGCCCCCGUCACUGUGGCAACCACUCAGGAGCCAACCACCGCUCCUGCUCCCACCACGCCACCCGCGACCACCACCAGCCUGGAGCCGACCGCCCCGCCCACCACCCUGCCCCCUCAGCCCCCCAGCACCCAACCAUCCACCACGCCAGCAGCCGCUCCCCCUCCGCCCCCACAGGUCACCACCGGGAAGGAGGAAGCAGGAGAGCUUUUAGUUGACACCCAAAGUGUCGCCGACGGUGCCGCGGUCACGCCCACCGUCGCCAUGGAGGUGGUGCCUGUCACCCUGGCUGACGGUGGAGAUCUGGACCCCGUGGUGCCUCUGAUCAUCCCGCCCCGUGAACCGGACACCUCCCCCCUGGAGGUGGUGACGGCGUCGCCCCCCGGCGACACCCAGGAAGCCGAGGGAGCUUUGAGCCUGGCGGAGCCUCCCACCCCGGCCUCGUCUGGCUUCCCGCUGCCCACGCCGUUCUCCGUGGGCGACCUCGACGACGACGAGCCCUCCCUCUACCUGGACCCGACCCAGACCCCCACCCUGAUGCCCGCUCAAGACUCCCAGACUGAAGCAGGAAGCCCCGCCCCCGAGGUGAUCCUCUGGCCAAAAGAGGAAGUAGACGUCCACGCUGAGAGCGCCGUCCAGUCAGAAAACGACACCGCCACGUUUUCCGCUGCCACCGUGUUGUCAGGUGACGGUGAGGUCGACCACGCCCCCCCGUCCUUCCCCCACCUGCUGGAUGCUGACUCAGAGCUGGACUACCAGUAUGACCCAGCUGACGCCUUCCUCCCGGGGGACGAGGGCUCCUACGUCAGCUGGGGUUCGUCAGCGUGUCCCUGCGUGGAGAAGGUCCAGGGUUCAUCACUGCUGCCCGUCAGAGUGGAGAGGAAGAUCACCUUACUGGCCCGCAACCUGCACCUCUACCAGGACACGGAGCUGGACUAUGAGUGUGUGCUGGUCAUCGAGGGUCAGACGGUGGUGGUGGACGCCUACGUGGAGACUGAUGACAUGAAUCCAUCAAACUUUGACAUCACCUGCCAGCUACACCAGUACUCCUACUCUGCUCCAGUGGAGGAGUACAACGCCAUGGUGUACGUGAAGAGGAGGGACACCUUCCACGUGGACAGCUCUCCUGAUCUAUACGUGACGCUGUAUAACUGCUCCGUGGGGCGCUCCGACUGCAGCCGCUGCCACACGGCGGACCACAAGUACGGCUGCGUGUGGUGCGGCGGCGCUCACGCCAGCUGCUUGUACUCAGCCUCCUGCAGUGAACCGGUACAGCAGACGUGCCCCGCCCCCGUCAUCCACUCGAUUGAGCCGCUCUCCGGCCUGCUGGAAGGCGGCACCAUGGUGACCAUCUCCGGCUCCAACCUGGGCCAGAAGGCCGAAGACAUCCUCCUCUCGGUGUUAGUAGCCGGGAUCCCUUGCACCGUCAUCCCCGGCCUCUACGAGGUCUCCUCCAGGAUCGUGUGCAGGACCAAAGCCAGCGGAGGAGAGAAGGUCGGACCCAUGUCUGUAAAAGUGAGCGGAGGAGAGUUUGGUCUGUCCAGCCAGACAUUCAGCUACCAGGACCCGUUUGUGAUGGGGGUGUCACCUAAAAGGGGGCCCAAAGCCGGAGGGACGUCCCUGACGAUCGAUGGCCUAAACCUGCUGACGGGACGUCCCUCAGACCUCGCCAUCACCGUGGGGGGGGUGCCCUGUCACAUUGUGUCCGAGGUGCAGAAAAGCCGAGUUCAGUGUGUGACAGGAAGUAGUAAUAAGACGGGAGAUCACCGGGUCACGCUGCACUACGGCAGCAGCCAGCGCCACCUCCACGCGGAAGCCUACCGCUACACCCACAACCCCAACAUCACCCACGCCACGCCAGCAAAGAGCUUCCUGCAUGGCGGUCGGCAGAUCUACGUGUCGGGCCACAACCUGGACGUGGUGCAGGAGCCCCGCAUGGUGGUGACCGCCGCUCCCCUCCAGUCAAUCAGCCAGAAGAAAAGGAGGAGGAGGAGGAGGAGGAGGAAGAGGAGGAGUGAACCUGUCUGUCCUGGAGACGCUCUCUGCUCCGUCAGAGAGUUCACGGAGCGCUGCGAGGUCAACUCCUCUUCCCUCAUCCUGUGCCGCUCUCCCAUGGUGGACUCCUCCGCCUGGGGGUCAAAGUUCACCGCGGAGUUUCUGCUGGACAACCUGCGCUUUGACUUCAGCCGUCUGAACUCCGAGACCUUCAGCUACAAGCAAAACCCCGUCCUAAAGCGCCUGAACCAGCAGGAACCUCAGAAGGCCUACCGCUACAACCCCGGCAGCUUCAUCCAGCUGGAGGGGGAGAACCUGGACGAGGCCAUCACUAAGGAGGAGGUGGUGGUGUUGGUCGGGGAGGGUGUGUGUGCCGUGAAGACCCUGACCAAAAACCAUCUGUACUGCGAGCCGCCACCUCAGCAGCCGGCGCCGGCAGCCAACGGCAGGAAACGAGAGGGCUCCGACAACCUGCCUGAGUUCACAGUCCAAAUGGGCAACCUGAACUUCUCCCUGGGUAAGGUCCAGUAUGACAACCUCAGCCUGGCCACCUUCCCUCUGGAGGCUCAGAUCGGAGUCGGGGUCGGGGCGUCCAUCGUGGCACUCAUCGUCCUCAUCAUCGUGCUCAUCUACAGGAGGAAGAGUAAGCAGGCUCUGAGAGACUACAAGAAGGUCCAGAUCCAACUGGAGAACCUGGAAACCAGCGUGAGAGACCGCUGCAAGAAGGAGUUCACAGACCUGAUGACGGAGAUGAUGGACAUGUCCAGCGACCUGGUGGGCUCCGGCAUCCCCUUCCUCGACUACCGGAGGUACGCCGAGCGCAUCUUCUUCCCCGGCCACCGGGAGUCUCCUCUGAGGAGAGACCUGGACGUUCAGGAGUGUCGGAGGCAGACGGUGGAGCAGGGCCUGGUGCAGCUGUCCAACCUGCUCAACAGUAAACUCUUCCUCACCAAGUUCAUUCACACUCUGGAGAGCCAGCGGACGUUCUCUCCCAGAGACCGGGCCUACGUGGCGUCCCUGCUGACGGUGUCGCUGCAUGGCAAACUGGAGUAUUUCACCGACAUCCUCAAAACUCUCCUCAACGACCUGGUGGAGCAGUAUGUGGCCAAGAACCCCAAACUGAUGCUGCGACGAACGGAGACAGUGGUGGAGAAGCUGCUGACCAACUGGAUGUCCAUCUGCCUCUAUGCUUUCGUCAGGGACUCAGCGGGGGAGUCUCUCUACAUGCUGUUCAGGGCCAUAAAGCACCAGGUGGAUAAAGGACCGGUGGACGCCGUGACCGGCAAGGCCAAGUACACCCUCAAUGACAACCGCCUGCUGAGAGAGGACGUGGAGUACAAGACUCUGACUCUGAAUGUGUUGGUUCAGGGUGGAGGAGUGAACGAGAGCCAGCCGCUGCCCUCCAAAGUGCUGGACAUUGACACCAUCACACAGGUGAAGGAGAAGCUGCUGGAUCAGGUCUACAAGGGCACCUCCUUCUCCCACCGACCCCACGCAGACUCACUGGACCUCGAGUGGCGUUCUGGCGUCGCCGGUCACCUCAUCCUGUCAGACGAGGACUUGACGUCUGUGGUUCAGGGCAACUGGAAACGCCUCAACACGCUGCAGCACUACAAGGUCCCAGACGGGGCGACGGUAGCGCUGGUCCCUCGCCACACCAAACACAUUCACCAUGACAACCACGACUACGUGGCAGGAGAGAAGACUCCGAUGCUGGAGGAUGCAGACGAAGGUGGAGUGAGGUUGUGGCAUCUGGUGAAAGCCAGCGAGGAGCCGGAGCUGCCAAAACACCGGCGAGGCAGCCUGAGGGAGAGAGAGAGGGCCAAGGCCAUCCCCGAGAUCUACCUGACCCGCCUGCUCUCCAUGAAGGGCACGUUGCAGAAGUUCGUAGACGACCUGUUCACGGUGAUCCUCAGCACCAGCCGUCCCGUCCCGCUGGCUGUCAAAUACUUCUUUGACCUGCUGGACGACCAGGCGGGAAAACACGGCAUCUCCGACCCGGAGACCAUACACAUCUGGAAGACCAACAGCCUCCCUCUGCGGUUUUGGAUCAACAUCGUGAAGAACCCUCAGUUCAUCUUUGACGUCCAGGCGUCGGACCACGUGGACGCCGUACUCUCUGUCAUCGCCCAGACCUUCAUGGACUCCUGCACCAUCGCUGAGCACAAGCUGGGACGGGACUCUCCCAUCAACAAGCUGCUGUAUGCCAGAGACAUCCCCCGCUACAAACAGAUGGUAGAAAGGUACUACGCUGACAUCAGGCAGACCAUCUCAGCCAGCGACCAGGAGAUGAACUCUGCUCUGGCUGAACUGUCCAGGAACUACUCCGGAGAGCUGAACUACCUGGUCGCAUUGCACGAGCUUUACAAGUACAUCAACAAGUACUACGACCAGAUCAUCACGGCGCUGGAGGAGGACCCCACGGCUCAGAAGAUGCAGCUGGGCUACAGACUGCAGCAGAUCGCCGCCGCCGUGGAGAAUAAGGUCACAGACUUGUGACAGAGGAAACAGGAAGCAGCCACCGGCAGCGCUGCAGGAUGAACUGAGAAGCAGGAGAGCAUCACACUUCCUCUCAGGAGGAAGAGCUGGAGUCCAGGAGGGUUUAAAGAAACUUUAUUUGCAUCGCUGUGGAUCAGAAGAUUCAGGUGGGCAUCGAAGUUCACGUCCCAGCACCUUCUGUCCUUCAGCUGGUGUUGGCUGAGGACGCAUCAGUGACUUUAGUCUGGACGCUCUGGACACUGAACAAAGACAUCGGGCCUGCUGUCCCUCCGGUAACUUUAUCAAGAGACUCCUGGGAGGGAAAUGGGUCUGCUACAUAGCAGCUCUGAAAGAAACCAGCUGGUCUCCAGUCAGCUGAUCUGAGGACGGAUCACAGAGGGAUUUCAUGUCCCUGGUUUCCCUCGGAGGACAUUUUAUGAAGCGGUACCUCUUAUGCCUUGUGUGCUUCUCGCUGCUGUAUGGUCAGACGUUAUUUCCUUGUGUGUGUGUGUGUGUGUGUGUGUGUGUGUGUCUGGUGAUUUCUGUGUAUGUGUGUGUGUGCAGUUAUUCAUAU
Molecule: messenger RNA, 7970 nt
Organism: Sebastes umbrosus (honeycomb rockfish)
Lineage: Eukaryota; Metazoa; Chordata; Actinopteri; Perciformes; Sebastidae
Gene: plxnb1b
Product: plexin b1b
Exons: 40
Coding region: 662-7417 (2251 amino acids)
Biological process (GO): axon extension; regulation of GTPase activity; positive regulation of axonogenesis
Cellular component (GO): semaphorin receptor complex
Molecular function (GO): semaphorin receptor activity; protein binding
Source: RefSeq, a predicted model, not a curated record